UCUUCAAACUCAGUAACUCACUCCAAAUCCUACCUUUCUGUGUUUCAUAUUUUCAUACCCAUCACUUCAUCUUAAUCCAAAGUUGAAAGCUUUUCCAGAAUUUUGAGUUUCUUGGGGGCGAUAUGACGGUUCCAUCCAGACUCAGACGCAGACGCAGACGUUUCUCUGGGCUACAACACCAAGUCCAGUUUCACGGCAUAAACUUCAGCGUCACCGUGACAAAGAGAGGCGCUGAGGUUGAUCAAUGGGUCAACGAGGUCGUCUACAACAACAGCCACGUCCUCCACAGCCUCAUCGUCGGUCUUGACAUCGAGUGGCACCCGUGUCUUGCAGGGGAAGACCACAACCCGGCCGCCACGCUCCAGCUUUGCGUCGGGAAAAGCUGUCUCAUUUUUCAACUUUUGCACAAGGACUACACUCCCCAUUCUCUCCUCGCCUUCCUGGCUAAUCCCCGAUUCACCUUCGUCGGCGUUGGGGUCCGAGAUGACGCCGAGAAGCUCCUCCGGGACCAUGGGUUGGUGGUGGAAAACGUUGCGGAUUUGCGGUGGGUGGCCGCGGGGGUUUACAACUCGGAGCGGUUUAUGAGGAUGGGGUUGAAGAGAAUGGCGUGGGAAGUUCUGGAGAAGCCAUUGGAGUUUCCACCUAUUGAAACACCAAUCAAAGCUCCCAAUUCAAGGGAAAUAUGAUCCGCCACUAAAUGAAAGGAAAGGAUACUAUCU
This is a messenger RNA of Ipomoea nil (Japanese morning glory), 719 nucleotides long. Its product is annotated as exonuclease 3'-5' domain-containing protein 2-like. The record is from RefSeq and is a predicted model, not a curated record. Gene Ontology annotation, cellular component: nucleus; cytoplasm. Lineage: Eukaryota; Viridiplantae; Streptophyta; Magnoliopsida; Solanales; Convolvulaceae. Gene Ontology annotation, biological process: nucleobase-containing compound metabolic process. The coding region runs from base 123 to 686 and encodes 187 amino acids. Gene Ontology annotation, molecular function: 3'-5' exonuclease activity; nucleic acid binding. The transcript has 2 exons.